GGAUUUGCUACAUAGUCUUUGCUGCACUCCCCAAAAUGUUGUUCACACGCAGUUUGUGAUCGAUCCAGAAAUGGCAGGAGAAGAAUCUUUAACGAACGUUUGUCAGAGCAACUUAGGGUACUGGUACGUUAGUAAGCAUUUUAUCCUGGUACUGAGCCAACAGUAAUACCAAAGAAGCAAGUUUCCUGAAAGAAAAGCAACAAAGAAAAUGUAUCAAGGGUAAUCGUCUGCGACAUAUAAACUAACGGUUUCGUGUGCUUAUAUUUCGAACAAUGUCCAUCAAAGCUUCGCAUUGUUAUUUAACCACUACCUAUCUGGAUGGGGUUAUUAAAAACUGAAAACAACCGGCUUUGUUUCUAAGUAACCUGGUCAAAACAGGGUGUACAGUGUCAGUGAACCUGAAAGGAGAUAACAAAACAUUAUUCUGUUCGGACAUGGUGCUGUUGUGUUCUUUACGACGGAAUCGUCUGUCCUGGACACGAGUAAGUGUAUUUACAAUGUUUGGAAUAAUUAUUCUAGUUGUGUUUAUCAGUGACUAUGAUUUCAUGUGUCAAUUUAUCAAAAAGAAGAAGUGCAAUAGUAAACAGUUUUUUAGGGUCAGCUCGCAACAGAACCCGAGCAUGGACACUAGUCGAAGAAGAGAGUUGAAUUCAUCUGUCUCAGUAAAAACUAACUUGGCUCCAACAACCAAAGACCCGACCGCUUUUUUCGCCAUUCCACCCGUGCCUUUAAAAUCGACGUCCGAUUACGUGGCUAAAAUAGCAGAACAUGUCAUACAAAAGUACAUACAUUAUGAAGAUAGAAAGUACACCGAAAGGAUUGUCAUACUGACUCCAAUUCACAACGUUGCUAACCAACUAUCGAAGUACGCCAAACUUUUGAAGUCGUUGACGUAUCCUCACAAGUUGAUUUCCAUAAUUUUCGGUGAGGACUGUAGUAAAGAUUCGACGGUUGCUGCAGCUAAAGAUACAGCUGCAGAUUUACGAAAUGCAUCUUUUUCUCGCGUUGAGGUCAUCCAUUUUGAUAUUUACGAUAAAAGUGAGUGCAACUGGGAUAACAAGCGCUAAAAAUAUGUGCAGCUUUCAAGGAGAAAACAUUUGGCAAAAUCUAGGAAUCUUUUAUUCAAGCAAGGAUUAAAAGACGAGGAUUGGGUGCUUUGGAUAGACAGCGACAUCUCCAAAUUACCCAUUGAUACCAUCCAGCAGCUUCUGUCUGCAGAUCAGAAGAUAGUGGUACCAAAUUGUUUGUAUAUCGAUUCCUCAAACAAGGAGAGAGUCUUCGAUAAAAACACAUGGCGGGAAACUAAAAUGUCUCUAGAACAACAGGAAAAACUCGGUCCUGGUGAUCUGAUGUUAGAAGGUUAUUCGCAGACCCAGCGGCUCUAUCUACCGGACCUCAGAGCCGAGGGUCGUGUUGUGCCGAUAGAUGGCGUUGGUGGUUGUACACUUUUGGUCAAUGCCGAUCUUCAUAGGAAAGGUCUGAAUUUUCCAGAAAAUAUUGUCGAUCAUCACAUAGAAACUGAAGGACUGGCUAAAUUGGCAAAACGUAUGGGAUUUGGCGUAUUCGGCAUGCCUUUCGUAAAUGUAUAUCAUUGAUUUACUGGUUAAAUGAAACUCUCUACUGAAUAAAAGUAGUCCAUCAGAUUGUUCAAUCGCACCUAAGCAUGCCACUAUUUACCAAUAUAUUUGUACUUGUUAUAAUUUUAAAAUGAUUAAAGAACACACACACACACACACACACACACACACACACACACACACACACACACACGUAUAAUAAAGUGAAGACUUGUGUUAUUGUAGAUUCGGGAGCAUGGCAUGGCCACUUAUCUGUAAAUUGUAGCACACAAGUUAUAAUAAUUUAUGUAUCGAAAAGCAUGCCCAACCUCCAUGUACACCGAUAAGGCGCGGAUUAAAGGAAUUAUCCUGGGCUUGUUUCCACGAUAAGAUCUUUUCGAAUGACAGAGCCUUUUUUAUGACCACAAUAUUAUUACAUAUUAAAUAUAUAUAUAUAUUUUUUUUAGAUUAAACAGUUAUCUGUAUAAACAAGGUAUUUGUUGUUGUCCAGUUUGUAGUAGUUUGUUACCAGCCUCGGUGGUGUAGUGGUUAUGCCAUCGGACUUGAGGCUGGUAGAUACUGGAUUCGUAUCCCACCAGAGGCAAUGGGGGAUCUUUCAUGCCAGUACCGGCCCCAAUCCAGGGUGAGCGCACCGCUAGGCUCAGUGGGUAGGUGUAACGUCACAUACACAGUUAAAUACUUUAUGCCAUUGGACAUUAUCAUCUUAAUAUUUGUAAGAAGCCCAAACUGGAUUUUGUCUUCAAAUAAUUUUGUAUGUACGAAAAAAACAUUUUUUAGGAAAUAAAAUGAAAUUAAACCUAGUACAAAUAAUAGAAUGAUCAGAA
Messenger RNA from Gigantopelta aegis, 2401 nucleotides. Its product is annotated as mannan polymerase complex subunit mnn9-like. Gene Ontology annotation, biological process: protein N-linked glycosylation; cell wall mannoprotein biosynthetic process. The record is from RefSeq and is a predicted model, not a curated record. The transcript has 2 exons. Gene Ontology annotation, cellular component: mannan polymerase complex. Gene Ontology annotation, molecular function: alpha-1,6-mannosyltransferase activity. NCBI's taxonomy places the organism in Eukaryota, Metazoa, Mollusca, Gastropoda, Neomphalida, Peltospiridae.